AUGUUCUCAUACACAUCGCGCUCUUUAAUUGGAGUGAGCAAACGCCUUUGGGCGCCUGUCCCAUUCCGCUCUCUAUCAUCCCCAACCCAACCAACUCCGCCGGAGCAAGAGAAGACACCCGUUCAAGACCCAACACCUACCCCUACACCGGUUACACCUGCAGAAGCUGCCCCUGUGGCCCCUACUCCUGCUGCCACACCCAUCACGACUCCCACCGCUACCCCCGCUACCGCCCCUGCAUCAACUGCUCCAGUAGCAUCGACGGAAGCUGAGCAAGUUACUGAGCCUAGCGUGAAAGAAUGGUCUGAACGGUUAGGAGCUUUUGAGGACAGCCGACUUCCACGAAGCGUGCAAGCCAUAUACCUACGGCCUUUGCGGAGGAAGGCAGAGUAUGGCCUCCCAGUCUGCGACCUUCAAUUGCGAUCAUACAGUGUCCGUAAUGUAGAGUUCUUCGCGGACUUUGCCAUCCGUGCUGCUUACUACCUCAACCUUCCUGUGUCUGGGCCUGUGCCUCUGCCCCGCAUUGUUGAACGCUGGACCGUACCCCGAAGCAACUUCGUCCACAAGAAGAGCCAGGAGAACUUCGAACGAAUCACUCUCCGUCGACUGGUUCAGAUCAAGGAUGGAAACCCACAAGCGGUGCAGGCAUGGCUUGCAUUCCUCCGGAAGCAUGCAUUUUAUGGAGUCGGUAUGAAGGCAAACAUCUGGGAACAUGACAGUCUCGAUGCUGGUAAGGCUAUGGACGCUUCUGUUGCCGAGGUGGAAGAAGCUCUUCGCCCAGAACUCGCGCGAUUCGCCCAAUUGAAGAGAUGGAGGAAAGAGGCCUUUGCAACAUUGCUUGCUGUGGGCCUGGAUCCUAAGCGCUCUACAAUAUUCUACCAGUCCGAUGUGCCAGCACAUGCGGAGUUGAUGUGGAUUCUCAGCACGGUGGCUUCCAUGGGGUAUCUGUCGCGUAUGACGCAGUGGAAGAGUAAGCUACAGCUGCCAGAAGACACCUCGCUGGAUGAUUCGACGGCACGGGCACAACUGCGACUUGGUCUUUUCUCCUAUCCAGUGCUACAAGCUGCUGAUAUCCUUGUGCACCGAGCUACGCAUGUCCCGGUUGGAGAAGAUCAAAGACAGCACCUGGAGUUUUCCAGAUAUACCGCGAACAGCUUCAACCACCUCUACGGGCCCAUCUUCCCCAUCCCAGAGGCCUUGAUAUCCCCUGCUAAGCGAGUGAUGUCCCUUAAGGAACCCACCUCAAAGAUGUCCAAAUCGCAUGCCGAUGAAAAAUCCCGGAUCAUUCUUACCGACUCGCCGGCCGAAAUCCGCAAGAAAGUCAAAGUAGCCCUGACAGACUCGGAAGCAGGCAUCACCUACGACCCGACCUGUCGGCCUGGGGUGUCCAAUCUCAUCGAGAUUCUAAGCCACCUGGAAGGUGUAUCAUGCGAGGAUAUUGCGGCUGACUUCCACAGUGCAAGUCUCCGAUCACUCAAGGAACAUGUUGCAGACCGUAUCGCCUAUCAUUUGCAGGAGACCCGGGAUCGGUAUAUUACGAUUAUGGAGGAUGAGACUGGAUACCUGGAGUCAGUGGCUGAGGAGGGAGCCGAAACAGCUCGGGCCAACAGUCGGGUGACCAUGCACCAAAUCCGGGAUGCGAUGGGUCUGUGA
Molecule: messenger RNA, 1653 nt
Organism: Penicillium mononematosum
Lineage: Eukaryota; Fungi; Ascomycota; Eurotiomycetes; Eurotiales; Aspergillaceae
Product: Aminoacyl-tRNA synthetase class Ic
Exons: 10
Coding region: 1-1653 (550 amino acids)
Biological process (GO): mitochondrial tryptophanyl-tRNA aminoacylation; translation
Cellular component (GO): ribosome; mitochondrion; mitochondrial matrix
Molecular function (GO): tryptophan-tRNA ligase activity; ATP binding; structural constituent of ribosome
Source: RefSeq, a predicted model, not a curated record